AUGCAUCGGCCUUCAGCUGAAUCUCCAAAAAAUGAUGUUCAUGCGCAACGGAUGGGUCUCGGAUGCUCCAUUCACGCUCAACGGAACGAACAUAUCCGAAUGCACCAGCUGCGUUUGUCUGGGUCGGGAACUGAACAUGAUGAACGACCUGACCCUGAGCUGGGCAGGAGGAGGCGAGCGGCCUGGGGAGCGCACAAGAGCAUCGAGGAUGUAGUGAAGAAGACCAGGAACACUCGGCUCCGUGCUCACUCCUUCAACACCACUGUACUUCCUACUUUGACCUAUGCUUCGCAAACGUGGGCAUUUCGCAAACAGGAAGAAAACGCGGUGAGCGUCAUUGAACGCGCAAUUGAGAGAGUGAUGCUAGGAGUAUCCUGUUUCACGCAAGUGAGGGACGGGAUUCGAAGUUCUCUCCUACGUCGGCGGUCGAAGAUUAGAGACGCCGCCACGUUUGCCAAGGAAGAUAAAAUAAGGUGGGCCGGACACGUGAUACGCUUCAACGACAACCGUUGGACCAGAGCCGUGAGCGACUACAGGAAGACCGCCGACACGAUGGAGGAACCACUAGGCUACUCCGGUACGCGAUCGGGACAAAUGGAAGAAUUACUGGCGCCCGCUCGACCAGUUCGAAGAAAAGCGGGAGUCAAGGUGAUCAAGAGUCACCACACCCUAGCUGUCAGCACUCCAACGUACACGCGAAGAAUGCGUGUAGCACUUCUUUUAACUUUUAUUGUGAGCUACUCAUUUGCGCGGGUUUUUCAAAUUCCGCUAGUACAUGAUGUGGCUGAAAUGACAAGGACGAUUUGGAAGGGAACACAAGCAGCACAGCUCAGCGGGAUGAAAGUCAGACAAAAGGAAGAAAUGGGAAACUUCGCCGAGGAAAAAUCGUAUCCUCAAAAUGUGAAGACACACCUCGGCGUAGGAUGGAUUGGUGAGAUCAGGAUCGGCACUCCACCGCAGACAUUCAACGUAUUAUUUGACACUGCAACAGCAGAGUUCUGGGUACCCGAUUACACAUGUGCAGAAUCCAAAAAUCCAACAUGUGAACUUGCCGUCUGCGACACUGGAAAAGCGUGCAGCAUUUUUUGUCCUGACAUGACGUGCUGUGAGGAGAAUCCAAUGCCAAGAAAGUUGAAUCCUUGCAGAGGAAAACGAUAUUUCAAUCAGAGGCAAUCAGAUUCGUAUGUGGUAAUGGAUAAACAGUUUAACCGAUCAGGUGAAAACGCAAUCCUUGGUUUCAUCGGACAAGACACUGUUCAACUGGGCGAGAAAGGACCAGAUAGCCUGGUCAUCCCAGCUGCUACGUUUGGUCAGGUUAAGGAACUCGGUGUGAACUAUGCUUGGACUCCUUUUGAUGGCGUUCUCGGCUUGGGAUUUUCGACACUGUCAAAAGAGAAUUUUGUGUCUGCAUUUGAACAAGCCUACAAGCGUGAAAUAGUGGAUCCCGUGUUCACAUUAUUCUUAAAGCAAAACAGCGAAGGUGGAGUGAUUACAUUUGGAGGACCAGACAAGCAGCAUUGCGGAGAUCUCCUUGAAUACGAGAAGUUAGUAGACGGUCCAGCUGGUUGGCAGUUCAAGAUGAAAACAUUUGUCGGCCCCGGCAUCCAAUCUAGAAAUGGAUGGGAAAUUGCAGUCGAAAACAACAAUCCCUCUAUCGGCAUGCCGGAUUUUUUUAGACGCCUCAUCGCUAGAGAAACAGCUGCUAAGCACGAUGAAGAAGAAGAUGUUUAUUAUGUCGACUGCAAUACGAAAUUUACAUUUGAGUUCGGCAUUGGAAACCACAACUACACCGUCGACUCAAAAAACCUCAUUAGAGAAGUCGAAGAUGGCGAAUGUAUUUUAAAUUUAAACGACUAUAACACGAGCCUCAGAAGACAUUCCGGAGGACUUCGAAGAGUACUCCGAACAGUGGCAGAACUAACGGAAACGGUGCAUCGAUAUGCAACGAGCCUACUUUGA
This is a messenger RNA of Necator americanus (New World hookworm), 1959 nucleotides long. RefSeq lists its product as uncharacterized. Lineage: Eukaryota; Metazoa; Nematoda; Chromadorea; Rhabditida; Ancylostomatidae. The record is from RefSeq and is a predicted model, not a curated record. Gene Ontology annotation, molecular function: aspartic-type endopeptidase activity. Bases 1 to 1959 code for a protein of 652 amino acids. Gene Ontology annotation, cellular component: lysosome. The transcript is spliced from 13 exons. Gene Ontology annotation, biological process: proteolysis; cell death.